Messenger RNA from Stegastes partitus (bicolor damselfish), 638 nucleotides. RefSeq names its product LYR motif containing 2 (gene lyrm2). Bases 67 to 333 code for a protein of 88 amino acids. The record is from RefSeq and is a predicted model, not a curated record. Lineage: Eukaryota; Metazoa; Chordata; Actinopteri; Pomacentridae. The transcript is spliced from 3 exons. Gene Ontology annotation, cellular component: mitochondrion.
UCUGAGCUCCAGCACAACAUCAGCCCGUGAGGCUCCUGUACUGAGUUGUUUCACAAUCUGACAGAGAUGACGGUGUCAAGGUUACCUACGGCAGCGCUUUCCUUAAAACAGUUUCUACAGCGGCAGAAGGUUUUGGGGAUUUACAGAAACAUGCUGAAGACCAUACGACAGGUACCGGAUGAGACAGAUAGGAAGUACCUGAGAGAUUGGGCCAGAGACGAGUUCAAAAGGAAUAAAAACGCCACAGAACAGGAUGCCAUCCGCAUGAUGAUCACACAAGCCAACAACCAUCUGGAGGAGCUGCAGAAGUCUCUGGCGUUGGCUAGAAGUUAACAAGCUGCUCGAGUCCCUGCUGCGGACUGAUCUAGACUAGUUCUCAAUGAAGGCCAUCAUGUGGUCUGUGUGGACUCUACGUGCUGAGGUAACCAUGGAAACAGAGGUUCCUCUCACUGUUGUGACGGGUCUUUGGCUGGGCUCCAGGAUGGAUGAUGGUGACCGGGAGGCAUCAUCCUGCGUAUUGUGUGGCACAGCGGUGAUGAUGGAGACGACUUGUGAGGCUCACUGAGCCCAUCUGCCACAUCAGUGUUGGUAUUGUGUAUAUAUGUUUAUAAUGUGUAUUAAAAUUAACUGAGAAACCA